AAGAUCUUUCCCAAAAUUCCAGUGGAAUCCGCACAGCGGAGCGCUGCCUGAGUCCGUCCCCGUUGCUUGGGUGCCUGUGCCGGACGCCCGCAGUCCCACCGUCCCAACUCUCAACCCCAGCGCAGCAGCCUGCACCACACCAGAAACCACACCACCACGCUCACCGCCGUGAGCCCGUGACCCCCACGUCCCCCCACACUACGGCACGUCGGCACCAGCUUAACUCCCGGUCCGCGGCGACACCUCACCAUCGCGCGCGCACACACACGAGCGUGCGCCGCUCCCUGUUCCUCGUGACCCCCCUCCCCGCCUCCCCUCUCUCUCUCACACACACACACACAAGUCGGUGCUGCAGCAGCAGCAGUCGCAGUCCAGCCGUGAGCUCUUGCCGUGCGAGCGAUUCACCGCAGGGCGCACGGGAAUCCAAUCAAAUCCCCCAGGAAGGUAGCCCCGCGGCCGCCCGUUCCUCGCUCCGCCCCGCGCCGACGCUUCUCCCCGAUCCCGAUCUGUGCGCCCGCAUCCUGCGUGGGAUGGAGGCGGCGCCGCGGCGGCAGCAGCAGCAGCAGGAGGAGGAGGAGGAGGGGUGCCCGUGCGGCGGGCCCGAGGCCGCGGACCACUUCGAGCGGCUCCACGACGCGGUGCUGCUCGACGUCCUCAACCGCAUCGGCGACGUCAAGGCGCUCGGCCGCUGCGCCCUCGUCUCGCGCCGCUUCCACGCGCUCGUGCCGCUCGUCGACUCCGUCUUCGUCCGCGUCGACUGCGUCAUCCCCGACGACCCACCCUCUUCCUCCUCCGCGGGCGCCGCACCGGGCUCCCCGCCGCACCAGGCGCCGGCGCCAACCGCGCGCGGGCGCGGCGCGCUCGCGCGCGUCGCGCGCGCCCUGCUCGGCGGCGUCGCUAGGCCCAUCCACGCGCUCGGCCAGAUCCUCUCCUCCGCCGCGGCGACCGUCUCCCGGCGCUCCGAGCCACUUCCCGCUUCCCCGCCGCCCGCGCCCGUUGCGGACGUCUCCCACCACUCGCCCUCCGAGGUGCUCCGCUCCUUCAGGGAGCUGCGGCGCCUUCACAUCGAGCUGCCCACGGGCGAGCUCGGCAUUGACGACGGCGUGCUCCUUAAGUGGAAGGCCGACUUCGGCUCCACCCUCGGCAGCUGCGUGAUCCUCGGCGCCUCGUCGGUCUCGUCCAAAUCGCCGGCAGGGUCCGCUCAGGCGGAAACUGCUGCGGCCGACAGCGCGGCCGCCGCUCCCGAUACCGGUAGGGAGACUGAAGAGCCGGGGAGCCUGCCUGAUUCUCUCUACACAAAUGGAGGGCUUAAGCUCCGCGUUGUCUGGACCAUCAGCUCCCUGAUUGCCGCGUCGGCGAGGCAUUACUUGCUGCACCCGAUUAUCUGUAAUCACGGAACGCUUGAGAGCUUGGACCUGACAGAUGCCGACGGGCAAGGGGUGCUCACCAUGGACAAGAGGCAGCUGCAGGAACUGCGGGUGCGGCCCGUCUCUCCAUCAGGGAGCUCGCACCGCACACUCAUGCCGGCACUCAGUAUGCGUCUGCACUACGCACCACUCAUUGAACUGCCUGGGGGAACGCUGCUGAAAGGUGCAACACUAGUGGCGAUCAGACCAAGCGAGGAUGCCUUGAGGGAGGGCCAAGGGGUUGCAGGUCCUGCUGGUACAUGCUGGAUUUCAGAGGCCUUUGAGGAGCCAUAUCGGACUGCGGCAAAGGUGCUCCUCAAGAGAAGGGCAUAUUGCCUUGAAAUGAACUCGUUCUGAGCACCAGGGAUUCACUUCCACAGAGUUCUACCCAUCUGACAGGAUGGGGGAAGUGAGAUGCCCUUCGGUUAAUAUAUGGGAAUUCAUCAUUCAGUGCAAAAAUUGGACCAACUCUCCCCAUCAUUAAUUUAUCUGAUCUCGGUGAAGAGAUGACUUCGUGUACCUGUACCUUUAGGGUUGUAAUUACAGAUACGUAUUUGUGCUGGACUACUACACGCGGAACGGAAUGCUAUUUGGCCGAUUCC
Molecule: messenger RNA, 2008 nt
Organism: Zea mays
Lineage: Eukaryota; Viridiplantae; Streptophyta; Magnoliopsida; Poales; Poaceae
Source: RefSeq